This is a messenger RNA of Malaya genurostris, 1688 nucleotides long. Its product is annotated as probable 4-coumarate--CoA ligase 3. Gene Ontology annotation, molecular function: long-chain fatty acid-CoA ligase activity. Gene Ontology annotation, biological process: fatty-acyl-CoA biosynthetic process; long-chain fatty acid metabolic process. The record is from RefSeq and is a predicted model, not a curated record. The transcript is spliced from 4 exons. Lineage: Eukaryota; Metazoa; Arthropoda; Insecta; Diptera; Culicidae. Bases 32 to 1645 code for a protein of 537 amino acids.
GCGCCCCAGUCGACUGACGACAGUCUUCAUCAUGGCUUCGUACGAUAACAAUCGGCGCGUGUGGAGCGGUCCGCGGCAACCGUGCGUCUUCAAUCCGGCGUGUAACUUCGGUCAGAUCGUGUUGAACCUGCUCGAAAGAUCGUCGGAAAAGGUGAUCCAAAUCGAUGGCGAUACCGGCCGGACAAUGACCCGAUCCGAAAUGCGGCUGCGAGUGGUCCGGGUUGCCCAGAAUCUGCAGAAGCUCGGCUACGGUACCGGCGAUAUCGCUUCCGUAGUAGCAGUAAACAGUGAAAACCUGGCGCCACUCGUACUGGGCCUGCAGGUCAUCGGUGUCGGAUUCAAUGCCCUGGCGCCGACCUUCGACGAGGAAGAAAUGAUACACAUGAUGCGCCAGACCCAAUCGAAGCUGGUGUUUUGCGACGCAAAUAAUUAUAACACGGUGCGAGCCGCCGCCGAAAAGGCAAUUAUUAGCGAACAGUUUCGGAUAUUCGUGAUGGAGGAUGCUCCCGACGAGACACUGUCGGUGGAUCAGCUGUUCGAGCCGACGGGAACGGAGCAUGUGUUCUAUCCUAGGUACCUUGGCGACUCCUACCAACUGAUAGCGAACAUAACAUGUUCCUCGGGAACGACGGGUCUACCGAAAGGCGUGUGCUUUUCCCAUGCCCAAACAAUUUCCGGCUUCUGCAAAGUAGCGAACUUUGACGACGGAAUCUGCCUGAAUUUCAGCACACUCUACUGGGGCACCGGUGUCUACGUGCUGAACAUGUCAGUCAUGAAUAAUUCCACUCGACUGAUCACACGACGGACUUUCUCAGUGGAUCUGUUCUUCGAACUGAUCCAAAAGUACAGGAUCAAAUUUUUCUACACUCCAGCCUCGUAUGCCGCGGCCAUCGUCGGUGAUCCUCGAGCCACAACAACGGACCUGUCCAGUAUUAAAUUUUGGGCCCUCGGGGCUUCCAACGUGUCGGAAACGAUUCGUGAUGCGGUGGAUGAUUUGUUGAAACCAACCGGAAGAUCGUACAAUUUCUACGGAACAUCAGAGUGUGGCUUCCUGGCGGCAGACUUUCUCAAACGGAAACCCAAAGCGGUCGGUAAAGUUGGAACCAAUAUGCAGGUUCGGAUACUGAGCGACGAUGGCGAUCCCCUUGGCAUUGGUGAGCAAGGCGAAGUUGUCGUAAAAUCUGUCGGAAUUCCGUUCAUAGGUUAUUACAAAAAUGAGCAAGCGUCUCGGGAGGCUCUGGACAAGGACGGAUGGUUCCUCACGGGGGACGUAGGUUUCUUCGAUGAGGAAGGCUAUCUUCACUUGGUAGAGCGGAAAAAGGACAUUCUGAAAUACAUGGGCAAUCAGGUGUCGCCAUCGGAAGUGGAAGCCGUCAUUCAGCAGAUACACGAAGUACUGCAAGUCUGUGUAACGGGAGUACCGAACGCAGAUAACACAUCCGAUCUGGUGACGGCGGUGAUUCGAAAAUACCCAAAGUCGGAUUUGUCGGCAGAGCAAGUGAUUGACCACGUGGCAAACCAUCUAAGCGACCCGAAGCACCUGCGGGGAGGCGUGCACUUUGUAAAUGAUUUCCCCAUGACCAAUAAUGGGAAGAUUAUUAGACGGAAGGUUCGACAGAUGUUACAAGACGGGGUGAUUCAAUAAUCCAAUCUACAAUUAAUUUAAAAUGUUUAAUUUAUUGUUCUUC